This is a messenger RNA of Trichoderma citrinoviride, 498 nucleotides long. RefSeq lists its product as hypothetical. The transcript has 3 exons. The record is from RefSeq and is a predicted model, not a curated record. Lineage: Eukaryota; Fungi; Ascomycota; Sordariomycetes; Hypocreales; Hypocreaceae. Gene Ontology annotation, molecular function: carbon-sulfur lyase activity. The coding region runs from base 1 to 498 and encodes 165 amino acids.
AUGGCGUUUCCCGAAGCCAUCACGGGAGGAUGCCUCUGCGGCUCGAUUCGCUACUCGAUAUCUGCGUCUACCGAAACACCAUGGCCGCCUCAGUCAUCAACUUGCCAGUGCACCAUGUGUCGCAAGUGGACAUCAUCCCUCAUAGCCCAAUUCAUCAUCGUGCUCCCCUCCCAGAUCGAGCCGGCGUUCGGCAGCCAUGAAACCUUUGCGGAGUACGAAUCGUCGCCAGGCCGCUACAGAGGAUUCUGCAAGCGGUGCGGGACGUCGCUGGUUUGGCGGUCGACAGACGACGGCAGCACAGUCGACGUCUUCUUGGGGACGGUGGACGAGAAGUGGCUCGUCCAUGAGGAUGGCGGCAAGGUCGGACAAGCGUUGGCGAGGCCGAAUGGGACGCAGUUUUGGAUGGAAAAUGCUGUUCCGGGCGUGACUGAUUUGGUCAAGGGGGGCAAGGAGUUUCCAAGGGAAGGGGAGGAUGGAUGGGAGAGGAAGAAGGAAUAG